Messenger RNA from Rhipicephalus microplus (southern cattle tick), 832 nucleotides. Its product is annotated as intraflagellar transport protein 22 homolog. The record is from RefSeq and is a predicted model, not a curated record. NCBI's taxonomy places the organism in Eukaryota, Metazoa, Arthropoda, Arachnida, Ixodida, Ixodidae.
UUGCCGGAGUAUAAUACGUCUCUAGAAAUCAUGAAAAUAAUAGUUAUUGGGCCCUGUCAGUCUGGUAAGACGGCCAUUUCCAACUAUCUGGCUGAGGCGACGGAGAACUCUUCCGGGCAGUACCAGCCCACAAAGGGCGUGCGGAUCCUGGAAUUUGAGAGCCCACAGAUCUUGGUAAAAGGACGACAAACCAUAACACCGGUCGAACUUUGGGACUGCAGCGGGGACCAGAAGUACGAGAACUGCUGGCCCGCGUUUGCUAAAGAUGUACAAGGCAUUAUAUUUGUCUACUCAUCAGACCAAAAGAAUGUGUCAACGACGCUUGACGUAUGGUACAACAACUUUGUUCAAUCGCAAGGCGUGAAGGACUCCCAGUGCGUCGUGUUUUGCCACCGAAAGUCCAGCGAUCGCCCCGCGGGAAACCCUUCUCAACUGUCGCACUUGUUCGCCCGGGUCACCUGGGUGUCGACGAGCAUAGAGGACGCCGAUGACGGCGGUAAAGGCGGAGAGCAGACGCGACACGAGUUCAACAGGUUUCUCGAACGGCUGUCGAAUGAGUUGAAUGAAAGGCACGACCAGGAAGAGCUCUCCAUCAUCGGGCAGGCCUGAACAUGUUUCGGUUAUAUAAAAAACAGAAUGGUGCGUCUUCAGCCCAAAUACUUCGCCAAUAAACAUUUUAAAACAUAGUACUCAUUGCGUGCAAAAACACAAAAAUAUCAUUCAUAGGACUCCAAGCAGAUUUUCAAGGCUGAGGGCUGUAUACGUGUCAACACACGCGAAUACCACUGCCCUGUUAUGACAGCUAUCAUCAUCAAUAAAUGUACCUUUUUUU